AUGUCGUGCCACACUGAUCGAACUUCUCCCAUAUCAAGCACAGAACAAUCCAAAGAGCUCGGUCAGGCAUCAGGAUCAACGACUCCGGUAGCUGAAAAAUCACCAGGACUGAACCGCGCUCUGCAGAGCUUGCUGAUCACCCCGCAGUCCAAGGGUGCGGGCGGAGCAACCCAUUCCCCCCGAGGCGGGACGCGCAGUCCAGUCGAACCACUGGUAUCAUCGCCUUUGCGCAUUAGUUCUUCAGCUAUGGCAUCGGCUCCAAGUUCUCCGGAAAGGCACACAGCCGAACCCGGAGCUAUUCCUCGCAGAUCAUCUGAUCAGGUUGUUGAAACUGGUCGACCAAGUACGGCCCGGCUUGGCAAUAAUGAUGAUGACGCAAAAUCCAAUACUGCUUCAAAUUCUGGGGAGAAUCCGCAUGCAAAAAAACGCUUUCUGCAAGCCAGAGAUAGAUCCCAGGGUCGCAAGGGCAUGGCAGCUAUGAUGUCGGGGCGGCUCUUUCCUAGAAGCUUCUCACGCGGUCGAGACUCAUCACACGGAUCAUCCCAACGUGGAGCGUCACUUGACUCCAGAUCACCCCCUUCCCCAGAGCGGGGUCGUCCUGGUUCUUCUGGUAGUCACUCUUCUCAUGUCGAGGACUUCAAGCCAGCCCCUGCUAGCUCGGAAAAAGGAAAGGCUGUCAAUAUACACGCCUCACUCAACAAGUCAGAUGAAGCUUUGGCUAAACCCACUGGGGAUCUACCCGAUUACGUCAAACCUUCAUUUUCAGAGCAGGGGGGAGAGCGUCUUGCGAAGGACGUAUUCGAUCGUGAUAAGAACAUGAUCGAAAGCAGCGAGGACGAGGCAAAUGACACAUCCAGUGACGAUGACAGCACUCUUGAAGGUCAUCGAGGUCGCAAGAAGCAAAAGGAACGCAAUGAUAUUACAUCGAUCACCAAAAGUGACUUCGAAAAGUCUACAGACGAGAAAGCCAAGCAACCGGAAGAACAAAAAGAGACUGCCAACAUUAAUGGAUCUCAAGACAAGAAACCCCGCAAGUCUGCUUUGAAGGCCGUUGUACACCCACAGACAAGCUUCGACAUCCCAACACCGCGUCUCCAUUCAGUCGCUGGAACGCCCUACGGCUCAGACGAUGAAGCUGAAAUCGGGGACAUUCACCGCGCCCAGAAGCUGAGCAUCUCUUUGUCUGACAUUGACAACGGUGUUCCUCAUCGAUCGAUCCGAACUAUCGUCCGUGGCAACUUUUCGAGUCUGCAGGACCAAGGAGAUGGCAGUCGCCGACGCCGACGCAAGUACUUGGUAGCCACUGAUCUGAGUGAAGAAUCAGUAUAUGCACUCGAAUGGACUAUCGGGACAGUUCUAAGAGACGGAGACACGAUAUAUGCCAUUUACGUGAUGCACGAGGAUUCAACAACCACGUCGGCGGUACAAGUCGGCGAGGGAGCCAAGGCAAUGAAAGACGCAAGGGCAGUCGUUGGUAGCCAGACCAAAGAAGCCAACCAAAGCCACGGAUCUCGCACGAUUCUGGGUCGUCUUGGCCCUGGAAUUUCCAGCAAGACACAUUCUGCUGACUCCAGAGCCUCCUCCAUGGCCGAGGCCGAACGAGUUAGAGCUGUUGAGAGUGUGUCUCAGACAUGUGUGAAACUGCUGCGCAAAACGGUCUUGCAGGUCCGAAUUGCUGUAGAGGUAAUUCACUGCAAGAACCCAAAGUCUAUGAUCACUGAAGCCAUCGAUGAGUUAGAACCGACACUUGUUAUAGUGGGUGCCCGAGGCCAAAGUGCCUUGAAGGGUGUACUCCUGGGCUCGUUCUCCAACUACCUCCUUUCCAAUUCCUCGGUGCCAGUGAUGGUAGCACGUCGGAGAUUGAAGAGACAUACAUGGAAGGAAAAACUAAAGGGCACUGCGAAUGUGCGCUUGUCCAAUAAUCUAAUUACUCCGAAGAGUCUGGCUCAGGCGAAGGUAGACUGA
Molecule: messenger RNA, 1965 nt
Organism: Penicillium brevicompactum
Lineage: Eukaryota; Fungi; Ascomycota; Eurotiomycetes; Eurotiales; Aspergillaceae
Product: universal stress protein family domain protein
Exons: 4
Coding region: 1-1965 (654 amino acids)
Source: RefSeq, a predicted model, not a curated record